Patiria miniata (bat star) is the source of this 10101-nucleotide messenger RNA. RefSeq lists its product as uncharacterized. Gene Ontology annotation, molecular function: protein binding. The transcript has 51 exons. The record is from RefSeq and is a predicted model, not a curated record. Lineage: Eukaryota; Metazoa; Echinodermata; Asteroidea; Valvatida; Asterinidae.
UUCUGCAGUACAUCUUCAAACCAGAAAUGUGACCGAUGUGAUGGUGACUAUGGCUCAGCGCUUGGAUCAGCCUAUAAGAAGAGUGACGACAUGAGACAAUGCAUAAAGCAAUGUUCAUGGAGGAGUGACAGCAAUGCCUGCUACCCAGGAUCCUGCACAAAUGCCCAGUGCACAUGCAGCAGUGGCUUCUCAGGAACUGACUGCAGAACAUUGGGCAUUAGUCAAGCACCAGACCUAUUGGAGCACCGUGCCACUUUGGCUAUCGGGACAACAACUCUGGAAUCACCCACAGUUCAGGGUAGUACAGACACUGUCUUCACCAACGUACACAACUUUACAAACAUCACAACCAACUGGAUCAGUUCUUACCAGCCUACAGGACUACCAGACCCUAGUAGUGGUGGACAUCCAUACAUUCAAAGCAUUGGGCUUGGUGUUGUAGGUGCCAGAGUGACAGCUUCUGUGAAUCGCAACCACAUUGUGACAUAUUCAAUAGGCUUGCAGGAUUGUACGACAUCUACGACUGGAAAUUCUUUCAAUCAAAACAGUCCGGCAACAGUCGCAGUAUCCUGUCAAUUUACAUUCAACUUGAACUACAACACCUGGACACCAGCUACAGGAGAUGUACUGACGUGUGAUGUAUAUUCUACAAGUGGUGGGUACAUGAAACUCCACGACAGGGAUCAUUCAAGCAAUAUUAUCACACGAUACUACAACGACAGGACAACCUCCAACUCUUCAACUUUCACCUUUGACUUUGUUGACCCCUACCACUGUGUAGACGUUGGCAGUGGAUGUGGAACCACUAUGCUAUAUGCAGGGAAUGAUGUUACAUCACAGGCAGAGAUAAAUGUCACCUGGCAAGGCUGGGCAGACAAUCUUGCAGGCAUCAAGGAAUACGAACUUGAAGUGCGAAAGCUAUCUGGUAGCCAUGGCAAUGAGAUGACAGAAAUGUUUGACAUUCCACCCGUUUAUAGUGGAGUGACCUUCUCAGGUCAGAACAUCACUUUGCCCCAUGUUGGUGUAUACUCCUUCAUCCUGAGCGUUGUGGACAAUGCGGGCAAUGUCAGGCACAGCAGACGCUUUGUGUUCUUUGACGACGAUCUACACGAUGUCACCCUUCAAGAUGACUUCUCUCUACGCGUUGUCUCAGCGACUGCAGAAACCAACUAUGUGUGGAUGACCCAUCUAGACUUCACUGGAGGGUCGACAUCUGUACAGCUUCAUUGGACAAACCGAUUUAUUAAUGUACAUCAUCUCAACCAAGGAUUGCUAAAACCGAUUGGGUCCUAUGUUGCUGGUUCUGUCGAUUCAGACUAUGAUCAGAACUUUGGGCGGCGUAGCCGUGCAGCCAUCCCUAACUCCCUUGGUGUGACAGAAUUCCGCGUCCUACACGACAUCGACCACAGCGGUGGCAGGACCACAGUCAACGUGAGUGACGACGACUCAGACCAUUGGAGUAGUGAAGGCACAAACACACAAGCAACGUAUAACCUUACCCUAGUGGAUGGUGAUUCCAUUCGGUUCUGGGUGGAGGCCAGGGAUUUGGCUGGUCACUUUGUGAGGGACAGUGUGUUGGUUCAUGCUGAUUCUUCCCCGCCUGUUAUUGAAAACUUUUGGCUGGUACGGGACGGGGAGGUGAAUGUAACCGUUCAUAAUUCAGAGGAUCUGGAUAAGAUGAGUGUUGAAUUCAGGACAUAUGACAUUCACAGUGGUAUACGAACCAUCAAGUGGCUUCUCUUUGACAACCACACUGGCACAGAGAUGGAACAUGGCAGUCAGACAUUGCCGGCCAGGAAAAUCAAUACGGACACUGAGGAUUGUGAUCCCGUCAGCUGUAUGUGUGUCCCAAUUGGUGAUUGUUACGCAAUAGACUAUGGUUUCCACCCAACAAUGCACAUUGGCACCCAUGACUAUGAUUACUACAUCACCCUGACGGUGACCAACCAAGCAAGACUAGUUACUACCCGGACAAUCAAGAUAACAGUGGAUUCCUCUGCUCCUCAAGCUGGUGCAGUGCAUGAUGGGAUACCUGGGUCCAGUGAGGUAGACUUUCAGGAGGGCAGUGACCUCUCGGCUUAUUGGGAGGGGUUCUUUGACAAGGAGAGUGGGGUCAAGUUCUAUCAGUAUCUGUUUGAUGACUCCUGUUGGACCGGCAAUACAUCAAUCGGCAGUGUCAGCAAUGAUAUGACGAGGACAACUUCCACUCAUGCCAGUUGGACAGCCCCCUCGCCUGGUCAGUACUACAUCACUGUCAUCGCGUAUAACCGUGCCCUGGAACCAUCGGAGGCCGUCUGCUCUGACGGUGUCGUGAUUGAUACCAGCCCUCCAGAGCUGACCCAGAUUGCUGUCAGCUUUGCUCGGAUGUUGCCUGGCCUGGCCAAGGAUGCUGAGGGUCGGGUGUGGUUCAUCAAUGAGCAUCGCAGGAAGAUGGAGCUAAUGAAUGCGUCCAGUGACUGCAGUUCCAUAGCUGUUUUGAUAGAUGAUUUGUCAGUUUAUCCUGAGCUAGCUGGUAGCAACGACUCUUCAGCAAUACUAGAGGGAGACGUAAACUGUCUGUGGAUUUCACCCAUUGAGCAGAAGUUCUUCCUCCCAACGGACAAACACGUGACCAUCUCAUGGAUUGGAGAGGAUAGAGAGAGCUCCAUCUAUGACUAUGAGAUAGGUCUGAGCAGUGACCCCUCAAACCCGACCCCUGACUUGGUGACCUUCAUGUCAACAUCAGGUCAUGAUCACUUUGUGAUGUACCAUCCUCAUAUCAGCCAUGGAGCUGUGUUCUUUCUGGUUCUGAAGGCCAUCAACAAGGCUCAGCUAUCUACAUCCAAGGUGAUUGGUCCAAUAGUAGUGGAUACCACUUCGCCCAUGUUUGUUGGACGUGUCUCUGUCCAUGUGGAGGAUGAAUACUUGAUUGCUAAAUGGGGAGUUGAUGGCUUCAUUGAUGAUGAGGAUACCAGCCUGAGAUACCAAGUUGCCAUCGGGAGUAGCCCAGGUGGCACGGAAACUCUUGAUUUCCAGAAGAAGAAAGCCUACACAAUCGGUCCAUGUUCGUCCCAAGCAUCAUGUGCUGCAUUCUCAUUGGCUGACCUGGACUGGCAUAUCCAUGGUGAUCAUGAGUACUACGUGUCAGUCAGAGCACAGAAUGGUGCUGGGUUAGCUACAGUGGGGAUCUCAUCCGUUUAUAGACACAUCGUGCAGUUACCAUCUUUGGGUGUUGUAUUGGAGGUUGCACCCCCUCGGGAAGAAGUGUAUGUGGAUUUGGGGGUGGCCAAAGACAUUGAUGUUCAAAUGAGCAACACAAGCAUCUCAGCUCGUUGGUUUGGUUUUGAGCAUCCUCAUCUUGAUAUCAACUAUGAGAUUGCAAUCGGAUCAGAAGGAGGUGCUUCUGAUGUCAGUGGUGGUUUCAUUGAUGUCGGCAAUGCAACCUUCUAUCGACUGGAUGGACUAGAUCUCAUUCCACUUAUGACCUAUUAUGUGACCAUCCGUGCUAACUCUGAAGCUGGUAGUGUCAAUGUUACCUCAGACGGUGUCAAAGUCAUUCAGGAGGGUCAGGUUCUGGAGGGAGCUGUGAUCAAAGAUGGACUCGGCUGUGAUCAAAAUGCAACGACUGUGCCAUCAGGAUUAUCCCACCACUCAUCUGCUGCCCAUCAACCCUGUGAGGAUGACACCACAUACCAGUCUUCUACCUCAGACAUUUCAGCUCGUUGGACCAUCCCUGAGGUGCUGCAACCAUUUGUGACUGGCGUCUUCUGGGCAGUUGAACAAGAAAUAGAAAUAUACCUUGAUGAUGAGAACACUACGAUGGAAUGGAUCCCAGUGAUUGAUGAUCAAGAUCUUGGCAUGGCAUUCCAACAUGUUGGAGCUGGGCUAGGGUUGCAUGGUGGAGGUCAUUACAGACCAAAGGUUCAGUUUUGCCACGUUAGCGUUUGCUUCAAACCCGUUGUCACUGAUGGAUUCUGGGUAUUAUCCCAACCUCCUGAGGUCGGUCAGGUCACAGUCAGCAACGUUGAUAUUACGCAAGGCAGGACAGAUAUCAGUGUAGUCUUUCAGCCUUUUGCCCACGAUUACGUCCGUCAUGACGACCCGCGAGAACUGAUGGAUUUCUAUGAGUGGAGCAUUGCUGAGGAUGGUGGCGAUGGAGCCUUGCUCAGUCAGUGGACAAGGAUCCAAGAUUUGGUUAUGACUGGGGACGUGGCUCGCUUUACAGCAUCAUACAGUGGAUCCUUAGACCUAGAUGUCUGUCUGCAGUUAUCAGUGAGAGGCUACAAUAAGGCUGGUCUGUCAUCCAUCGCUAGCACUGAGAUUGUGGACUGUGAUAACGUGAAGCUGAUUGUCCCCCAUACUGUCAUUGAUGCUGAUCAUGAAGUCAGCAUGGAGCAGAAUGCAAUGUGGCCGGAACCAGACAAGAACUACAUCUCGUCUACGUCCUCAUUAUCCGCAGUCUGGCCCACAUUACGUCAUAGAGCCUACGUCUGGGCAGCCAUUGAAGACACUGGAUCAUUUGGAAACUUGGAUGAUGGUCUGCAGUUUCCUUGUGAUCACUUGAAAAGGAUUGCCUGCGGGAAUACAGAUAAAGAGUUUGUCAACGUUCCUGAUUUGGUCCUGCAUCAUGGCAAGCGUUAUCGCAUUUGCAUCCAUGCUGAUGAAGUGACAUUAGAACAUGAACUUUGGAAUGAACUGUUGCCUGCUGUGUCCAGCUGUAGCGAUGGCGUUGUGGUCGAUACGACCCCACCUACCCCUGGCUCUGUAUGGAUUGGAUGGAACCAGCAUCAAACCUAUCAAAGUUCCAGCUCAGAGUUAGUCCUACAGUGGGAGUCCUUCACUGACAUUGAGGAACAUGGUUUAGCUAGUCAUCACUCAGGGGUCAAGUACUAUGAAUAUGCCAUUGGUUCGAUGCGAGGUGGCAGUGAUGUGAUAGAAUUCACUCGUGUUGGAAUCACUAACAGCGUUAUUGUACACAACUUGAGAUUACAGAAUGGACACACAUACUAUGCCACUGUUAGAGCGACUGACUUUGUUGAUCUGUCAUCACAAGCCAUGUCAGACUCAGUCACCAUUGAUAUGUCGCCUCCUGUCAUCAGUGCUGAUCACACACUGGACAUUGGAGGCAGCUUCAUCCGGUCUACAACUUCCAUCUCAGCAAGUUGGAAGAAUGUGUUCUCAGACAAGGAGAGCAGUGUAGCAUAUUAUGAGUGGGCAGUGGGUUCACAUCCAGGUCAUGCAGACAUCAUGCCAUUUACAAGAGAGAAUACAGAGAUAGGGGUCAGUGACCCUUCACGACCUUUGCACCUUCAAGAAGGUCACUCAUAUUUCAUUUCAGUGAAGGCCAUCAAUACUGUAGGCCUAAUCAUCCUGAAGAGUUACGGAGCAUUUACAGUUGAUGCGAGUCCCCCAUUGGCUGGCCACGUUCUUGAUGGGGACCCAGCGGAUGCCCCGGCCAAUCACAGAGACCAGGACUUCCAGAAGGAUCGCACGGUGAUCAACGCAUUCUGGGAAGGGUUUCAUGACCCGCACUGUGCUAUUGUUGGUUAUUCCUGGAGAGCUGGGAUGUGUUCAGGGUGUAGCGAUGUUGUGCCUGAGCAGCAUGUGGGCUUGGACACUGAUGUCCGUGCUGAAAACCUAAACCUGGUGCCUGGUCUGACCUACUACGUGACAGUGACGGCCUGUAAUGUGGCUGACCUUUGUACCUCAGUGACGUCUGAUGGGGUCACGGUGGAUGACUCUCCCCCAUUGCAGGGGCGUGUCUAUGAUGGUGGUCCUGGAGGUGGUGAUAUCAGCUACCAAUCGUCAAGGCGUCAAUUGCGAGCUCAUUGGUGGGGCUUCCAUGACCCUCACUCGGGCCUCUCCCACUACGAAUGGCGCGCUGGCACGACUGCAGGAGCUGAAGACAUUCUCUUCUCUACACGCAUUGAGCUGUCAGAAGAUGUUCUGAUAUUUCUAUCAGCAGCAGACCAGAUACCGCUUGGCACUGAUAUCUACAUCACAGUCCGUGCCUAUAACCGGCUUGGUAUGUGGAGUCAGGCUACAUCUAAUGGGUUCUGUGUGGACUCUAGCCCUCCUGAUGUAGUGGAUACACCCACUGUCGAUGUGACUCAGGGGAUGGCUGUCACAAACACUCAAGUUAUGCAGGAUCUGAUUCACUUUUCCUGGAAGUUCAAUGACCCUGAAAGCGGUAUAAAAGACCAGUAUGUAUCAGUCAGCACACAUCACAAUGGAGAUGUGAAUAUACCUUCCACAAAGAUUGCAGGGAGUGAGUUGGACUACACGUUCACCAAUCUGACAUUACAUGAAGGCAGUCAUUACAUCAUUACCGUAGUGGCUUGUAACUUUGCUGGUCUCUGCACACAGGCCAAGACGGAACCCUUUUUGGUUGAUGGUAGCCCACCUUCUGUUGGGACGUUUGCCGUGGGCACAGAGAGUGCUGCUAAUUUGGAUCGUCAUCAUAUCAUCUGGAUUGAUCCAACUGAACCAGCUGAAAGUACUCCAACUGAACAAAGUACAACUCCUGAUGGAACAAACACGACAAAUGUUUGUAACUCUACCGACUCAAUCAACUCUACCACGGAGAGUCCAGCGACCACCCCAUCUCCUCCACGCUACCACUCUGGCUGGAUGACGUGGCUUGAAGACCCCCGUACAUCCACUGGUUCCUUAGCCCUUGCCUGGCUGGGAUUUGCUGAUGUACACUCUGGUAUCAGCCACUACUUGGUCUCUGUCGGACGCACCUACAGCGGCUCUGAACUCACUCCGAAUGGACCCGUCCGUAUGAAUCACAGUAAUGACGGCAUGUCAUUGGACGAAGGCAUUGCACAGACAGCCAUCUUCCCACUAGAGGGCAGUAUAACAGACCCAUCUCAUCCGUAUCUCUACAUCUCCAUCUGGGCUGUUAAUGGGGUUGGGAUACCAAGCGGCCGCCAUCAUUCCACUUUCGAAGCCUCUCCUAAUCAACCAUACGAGGGCUCCCUUGUCCUGCUGCGACGCUGCUUGCCUACAACAUGCAAGGGCCAUUGUGCGUGUGCACCCAUUGAUAAAGCAUGUAAUCCAGACCAGUCUUGCACUGAUGCCACUCACAGUAACCCCAACACGGAGAUUGAAGUUCUGGAUGUAUUGGAUCUGAUGUAUGAUGAUAUCAAUAGCGUGAUCGAUAUUAAUGAUACAUCCACUCAGUAUGUGGCUGCUGCAGUAUGGCGAGUCACUGAUCAGAAAGGACUGGACAUUAAGUGGUUUGAAUGGAGCAUUGGUGAUGACUCUUCAUCAGAUCCUGUGGGAAUCUUUGAUCCAGUUCAGGAUAGGUUAUGGUAUGAUGUUGGACAGGACAACCAAACCAUUAUCACGCUGGAUGAAGAUCACAAGAUGCUGAAGGGAGUCAAGUACCAUGUGUUUAUCAGGGCCUGGUAUAAUCCUACUACAUACGCAGUGUUCAGAUCAGAUGGCAUCACCCUGGACAUCACAACUCCAAAAAUAUCAACAGUCAGAGGUGCAAAGAUUAAAGAUCUUGCCAGAUCUGAUGCCAGGAAAGACACUGAUUACUUGACGGAUCCUAACGUCCUCUUUAUCUCCUGGGAGAGAGUGUUUUUGGACGAAGCAAUGUCCCACUUCCAGGUGUCUCUGAGUACCUACCCAGGAGGUGAAGAUGCUCGUCAAUUUGCUGACCACACCUUCCCGGCCAGUGUGUCCUCCACACAGUUCACCAAUCUGAAUCUUAAGAGUGGACUGCGAUACUACAGCAACGUACGAGCGUUCAACAAAGCUGGUCUGCACACGCUCAAAAGCAGCGACGGCUUUGUGGUGGACAUAAGGAGGCCAGAUGCAGGCCUUGUGUUUGAUGGAACAGAUCUUCAUGACGUUGAAUACCAGAACUCCAGCACAACUAUCUCAACCUCUUGCCAUGGCUUUGUGGAUCUGGAAUCCUACAUAGACCAUUAUGAGUGGUGCGUUGGACAAACCCCUAGCCCUGGUGAUGAUGGCAUUCUGCCCUGCACCAAUGUUGGAAUACACCUGUCUACUUCCAAGACUCUAGCUGUGCCUCUAACAGAUGGCAUCCGAUAUUACUCCAAGAUUUCUGCCAUCGACGCAGCUGGCUUGCAGUCUGUAUCUGUCUCUUCAGAUGGGUUUGUGGUGGACACUACACCCCCUGAGCCACUAGAACAGAUAAUUCUAGAGGAUAACUUGAUCCAGAAUCCAUCAUUUGAAAAAUUGCAGGAACCAGACAUAACAGGUGAAUCCAAAUGUCAGUCCAUAUAGUAGGGGUUUUUUUAAUCAGUAAAUUUUGAAACCUUACUGUUGAUCUUUUCAGAAUACAUAAAUGAAGCCACAGGUACGUCUGAUCCAAAUCUCGGCAGAGUCUCUGAUACUUAUCCCACUUCUGCCACAAAUAUGCCAACAGAAGAAAAGUCAUCCACAACCAGGAUGCAUUUUACCAACAGUAAACAAGGUGAGGUACUACUUCAGUGGGAUGUUGGAUCUGAUAGCCAAUUUGCCGUGGUCACUUCGGGGAAGAAGAUUGCCCAAGAUGGUCAUUCCUUCUUGUCUCUUCAUGGCUCCAUCUCCCAAACCUUCAACACAACACAGGGAAGCCACUACCAAGUUGUGGUCUUUGCGAGUCACCCGGUGCCAUCCCACAAUCCUUUGUUGAAUCAGGAGGGUCGCAUCGAGGCUCCAGGAUUGGAUCGCAUCUUCAGGUUGUAUGACCGGCCGGCACACAGUCACUCUGACCAGAGUCUGAAGUCCAUACGCUGGCAUCAGCACAAAUGUUACUUUACAGCCAGUGGAGACGUAUCAACACUGAAAAUCUCCUCUGUAGGACAAUCAAAUGGGAUCCUAUUGGAUAAUGUUCAGGUAAAGCAGAUUACCACUGGACUGAGCACCGGUGAAGGGUCUGUAGAGGUACAUACCCAGUUUAUAUACAGCUGGUCAUCCAUCCAGGCCAAGUGGCAUUUCAUUGACCCUGAGAGUCCCAUAGUCGACUACACCUGGGCCAUAGGUACAACAAAAGGCGGCACCCAGCUACAAAGCUUCUCAUCAGUGGGUACACAGACAGAUGCAAUCAACACUGACGUCAUGCUGACACAUGAUUCCCAUGUCUACAUCACAGUGAUAGCAAGAAAUGCAGCUGAUCUCAUCACCAUAGCAACCUCUGACCCCAUACUGAUUGACCUAACGCCACCCAAGAUUCACUUUGUCAAAGAUGGUGGGGAUGAGAAUGAUAUUGACUUCAAAGCUGAUGAUUCUUCUCUGACAUUCAGUUGGUCAGCGUCUGACCCUGAGAGUGGAAUUGAAUAUUGUGAGUGGGCAGUUGGAUCAGCGCCUGGCCUUGAUGACAUCCUACCAAGCUCACCAUCUCCUGAUGCCACUUCCAGCAUCACCACCAGUCUGUCUCAGGCCAUGGUUGAGGGCCAGCGCCUGUAUGUAACCAUCACAUGCUACAACUAUGCUGAGAAGUCCUCAUGGAAAUCAUCAGAUGGCGUUACCAUAGUUACAGUGCCCCCUAGCUCAUCAGCAGCACUCAUCAAUCUGAAGACCGUGUCAGAGACUCAAUAUGACACACGCGAUAGGUACCAGUCACAGAGAGACUCUGUCAAAGCAUCCUGGGAUGGAUUCAUGGACCCAUUUGGAAUUCGGUCCUAUGAGUGUCAUCUGAGUGGACCCAACGCCUACACCUUCUGGUCACCUUGUGGAUCCACAUCACAGACCCACCUAGAUUGGUCAGGUCUUAGCCUGGUUGAUGAUGCGACCUAUAGCCUAUCAGUCAGAGCUGUCAAUCAUGCUGGUCUGAUCAGCCAAGCUAUCACUGGCAACAUCACUAUAGAAUCUUCCCUACCUAAACGGGGAGGGCUAAGCCUGCUGAGAUACUCCUGGCUUGGUGAUGGAAGAGUUGUUCUUACCUGGGAUGGUUUGUUCUCUGCCUCUCCUUCCUCCUCCUUGGUCUAUGAGGUAUCUCUGGGUACCAUCCCAGGAGGUAGUGAUAUCAUGCAGUGGGUGGAGACCAUGGAGACUGGUAUGCGUGUCUCGCCACUGGCUCCCUUCACUGACUACCACUUGACGUUGACGGCCAUCAAUGCGGCCGGCUUGUCACAGACAGUCAAUAAGAUCCUCAGGUUGUAG